GAGGAACAGCAGGUCCUGAAGGGUUUAAAAUAGAUGACACAUGAUACCAAGAAUAUCCCAGUGCCACUUAGCCAACCUGAGAAACUAUUCAAAGAGCAAACCAAAAUGGAGGGCAGUUCUAUACUCCAUGCUUUCACCAACAUUUAUUUUGCCAUUUUUGCUUUGUUUUGCUUCAAGCUUUUAAUUAAGAUUUCCUUGGCUUUGCUGACCCAUUUCUAUAUUGUUAAAGGCAACAGAAAAGAGGCUGCCAGGAUAGCAGAAGAGAUCUAUGGAAUAGUCCCAGGCAGCUGGGCAGACCGAUCCCCUCUUCAUGACGCUGCCUUCCAGGGACGCCUCCUCUCUUUGAAAACCUUGAUUGCACAGGGUUUCAACGUGAACCUGGUGACGACGGACCGUGUGUCAGCUCUGCACGAGGCUUGCCUGGGCGGCCACGUCGCCUGUGCAAAGGUGCUGCUGGAGAACGGGGCCCAGGUCAAUGCAGUCACCAUUGAUGGGAUCACCCCACUGUUCAAUGCCUGCUGCAGUGGCAGUGCAGCGUGUGUCAACAUGCUGCUUGAAUUUGGAGCCAAGCCACAGCUGGGAAACCACCUUGCUUCGCCCAUUCACGAAGCAGUCAAGAGAGGUCACAGGGAGUGCAUGGAGAUCCUUCUGGCUCAUGAGGUUGACAUUGACCAAGAAGACUUGCAGCAUGGGACCCCUCUCUACGUGGCUUGCACAUACCAGAGGACAGACUGUGUCAAGAAGCUUUUGCAGCUAGGAGCCAACGUUAACAUGGGGAAGCGAUUAGACACCCCCCUCCACGCAGCAGCAAGGAAAUCCAGUGUGGAGAUAGUUGUCUUGCUGACAGACUAUGGCGCUAACCCAAAGUGCAGAAAUGCUGAACUCAAAUGUGCCCUGGACCUUGCCACACCCAACAGCAAAGUGGAGCAGGCACUUCUGCUUAGGGAAGGUCCCGCCAGUCUUGCCCAACUGUGCCGGUUGUGUAUCAGAAAGCAUCUAGGUCGGUCGUGCCUGUAUACAAUCCACAAACUGCACCUGCCUGAGCCGCUUGAGAACUUUCUCCUUUAUCGAUAAGUCUGUGACUGUCUUUAUACUGGAAAAGAAAGAGGAACAAAUGGUUGUUUACUGUAAAAUUAUUAUAACAAAGGAAAAAAAUCAAAGGCAUCAUGUACUGUCUACUGCGGAUACCAAACAUGAGCUGCUACGUGAAAGUGCAAAUUGAAAACACCUUUUCACAGACAGUGAAUGAUAUCGUGGAUACAGUUCCCUCAUGGUCUGUUGCCACACCCACUUACACCAGCCUGAGAGUUGUAAAACAUGAACAGCUCUUGACAUGUGUUUGACAUCUUUGUAGAUGCACAUGCACACCUUCACCUAGUACCUUGCCCUGCCCCCUCUUCCCCUCCUCCCCCCCCCCGAAUUUUCUCUGCAUUUAGGGCUAUAUUUAUUUGUGUAGUAUCUGUGCAGCUUCUUUCCCUUGUCUAUCCAAUCUCAAUGUCAAAAUCAAGGUAAUGGCUGUUAUUCUCCCACCGGUGUGAGAAUGAAAGCUUUCAGUGCUGAACUUCAGCUGUACGUAACAUAUUGCACAUCUUUUGUCAGAUUUGACUUCACAUCCUUUCAUCUCUUUCCUAUAGUCUAGUGGAGUCCUAGCAACUACUGGCAGGCUCUGGCUGUCCAGACACUGUACCUCCAUGAGCCCAGCUGCCCCCAGCACUAACACAUCUUGUCCAUGGAAGUGCAAGUGAUGUUACCAAAGCAAGAGCACAGGUUUGGAGUAAACCCACAAAAAUGUGUGAAAGUCUUAAAAAAAACCACCCUUCAUCUCUUCUGAAAAAAAAUCCCUCCAAAGCUCCUAUCACCUCAGAUCUGGCUGUGUUCAUUUCAUGAACAAUUCAUUUCAUGAACAAUUUUUCCUAGCUUAAUUCAAGGACAGAACAGUAAAUGUUUUCAUAGGCAUAGUAGGUGAGAUUUCAAUGUCUGUCAUUUGCAAGGCUUAAAGAAAAGCAAAGGAAGAAGUGUUGCAUUUUUAGGCUUUGCAUGCUCUGACAUUCCUCAAGAUAAAUCCUUGGACUGUAGAGCAGGAGUGAAGCAGGGCCACUAAAGACGGCAUCACCCAAAUAUUCUCUUUGUUGUAUUUUCCUCACCAGGACAGGUUUGCAGGCUUGUCAGCUCCCUCACUCUCUGUUCUAGAGGCUUUCGUUACUUUCCUGGGAGAAAGGAUUUUUAGAGUGUUGUAACUUUGUCCAUUGUGGUAUUAAUUUAAAUAAAUAACAUCAGGGUUAGUAGUUUGGACACAGCAGAGCUGAAAACAUGAACCUCUUUGAGCUGAGAAAUGUGUGAUCUAGUGACUGAUGCAGUGCCGGUAUUACUCUGUAAAGGUUUGUUUAUUUUUCCUGUGGAGGUUGUUCUGAGGGGAGAAAUGUUUUUUCAGAGCUAGGUUUUGGUAAAACUUCUGCCAUGAGACAGGCAAUGAUGUUUCAUUAGUUGUAGUAGAAUGGGAAGCUGAGUUAAAAGAAGGGCCUUUCUCCACUUUGCUAACUUCACAGGUCCAAGAGACUGCUGACAAGUUUUCAGGCUGUGAGAUGUAGAGGUUUCAUUAUGAGUUAGGCAUGCUGGUACUAAGUUUCACCGCCCAUACAAUCUUAAGUCAGGGGGCACUGACCUGCUGGACCCUGAAUACAAGAUUGGCUUCCAAUCUUUGAGCCUUUGAACUCCUGUCCCUGCUCCAGCAGCAGCAGUCUCUCUGAUUUGAUGCUCAUCCCUUAAUGUUACCAUGACGGUUUCUCUGAGACAAAGGUUGAACAUUUCCUGUACUUCCUUAUGAUUAAUUCAGCACAAGUAAGAUAAAUUGAGCUCUCAGCAGUUCAUGAGACUGGACCUUCAAUGUUACAGUCCAAAUGAAUGCAGUUUUCAGCCUAUGUUUGCACAUAUUGAAUGCUAUCUGAUGGCAAGAGCUAUUGCCCAUAAAGUUGUCGGUGACAUCAAUGACCUUGUAUAGCACAGUACAUCAUGAAUCUCAGAGAUUUGAACACUAAAUUCUCAAGAGCCUUUUAAAAUCAAAUACUAUCAAGAAAGAAAUGUCUAUAUUAAUUUGAUGUCAGCAGACCUCUCACAGUUCUAUCUUUACUGCCAACUGACCUGCUCUAUUUAUAAGGUGGCAGUCAGAAUACCAUCUGCUAUCUAAAUAGAGAGACAGAGCCUCAGCUCUGUAGAUUGUCAGACUUGCAUUGCAAUCAAGGAACUAAGGCAGUUUCUGGGAUCUAUUUCAGCCUGUGUAAUGCUGAAUUGAUUUCCUGCUGCAAUCAUCAAUGAAAGCAGUAUUUCACUUGCAUAGGAUUUUAAAUUGAAAAAUGUGUCUCCAUUAAGGAAAUGCAAAGUCUGUUGAGCCUCUCAGGAAAGUUUAUGUUAAGAAGCAGCGCAAGCUACCCUAUAUUUAUUCCUGAUAUUAGCUUCCUAUCAAAAAAUCACCUCACCUUUUCUUCCUCCUGGUGACAUAAUUCUUCCUGAAAUUCUGUAUGUCAGAGAGUCUGUAAGGAACACAGCCUCAAUAAAUCAGAAGAGAAGCUCAGAAGUCCUGAUGUUAAGUAAUUUCCUUAGAAACUUUACCUAGACUUUCUUGCUCUUAUCUCAAAAGAUUAAGUUACCAAUUUAAUUCUCAUUGACUAUGCUUUGUGUUGUAGCAAUGCAUGGAAAUAGCUGGAGGAAGUAUUUAAUUUUUUUGUGAACAUGCUAUAUUAUGUGAGGAUAAGGAAAGACUGUGACCAUUUUCUGUGAGACUACUGAAUCUUGCUGGUGAUUUUUCAGAAAGGGUUUGGAAAACAUCUGUCAUGCGUGGAUACAGCUGCUUUUCCCUGGGCAGGAGGAGGGCUAACUAAUCUCACAGGGUCUCUUUCCUUCAAAACUGGUGGUGUCUUCUCUGUCCUUCCAUGAUUUGUGACUGAAACCAGUUAUUUGGGUAAAAUAUGGUUUUCAUGAGAAGAUAGACAUUUUUAUGUGCUGCUAUGUCCACUGCUAUACAACAUCCCUAUGACUUUACCCCAAACAACUGCCAGUACUGUCUGCUGCAGUGGAAAGUGCUGCAUAUUUCAACAGGAAUGACUGCAAAAUAUCCUGGCUACUGGGAAAGUUUUUCCACUCAACAACUGGGAUAGUUUUUCCACACAAACUCCCACUGAUUCUGAGUACAGACACUGACUUGCAGUGUAAAGCACAAGCUUGGGCUAUGGAUACUCCCUACCUGUAAAGUCCUUGCUCCUGAGUGUGUUUUGCAGGAGUGGCUUAAAUAGGUUACUGAUGUGCAAUAGAAACCCCAAAGACUUCCUUUAUCAUUCUCAAUCUGUUGGCACACUUUUCAGUUUUGUUAAUCAUCUCUUAUGAGAGAUCUAGUGCAGCCUCAGAAAGGCCAGUGAUGAGGACUUCACAGAUCUCGACAUAAUCAGAUUUUGACUUCAAGCCAUCAUUCAUUACUCAGUGUAUGUCUGUGAUUGCUCAAGAUCCAAAGCAAACCAAAAUUAAAUGGGCCUUUUAUCAACCCUGUCUUUAAAAUAAGCAAGCUUCUUGUCAGCAUUCUUCCUACCACUAGAUGUGUUGUUCUGUCUCCAAAGUUCUUUGAAAUCCAUUUCUUUUAAUUGCUACUGUAUUUUUUUCUCACACCACUGAGCCCUUAUUCAUAAGCAUGUCUCUCCUGAUCAACUUUCUCCUGAAUUCACAUAUUUCUUCUCUGCCACUAAGAAAAUAGUUUUUAGUUUCCUUAGACUGAGAAAUCAAAGUCUUCAACAGAGGCAUCUUAGUGAGGACCAGCCUUGUUGCAUGCGGUAUUUCCCUGGUCCACCAGGCUGCUGUGCUAGGGUUCCCCACCUCCAAACCUCGCUAUAAAGAAGGGUGUACUCCUGAGGCACGUGUAGUGCUCAGAGACUUCUCAGCUGGUGCAUCCUUGUGGGAGCAGGACUGCACUUGUCACCAUGUUUGGGCAGUGCUGGAGCAAGUAAUUUUGCCAUACUGGGUGCUGUCUGGUCCAUCUUCAGGCACGGCACCUCCUCUUGCUGGCUGGCUGCACGUAACCAUUUUGCUCUUAGUCUGAUCACAGCAGGAGAUGAGCUGCUGUUGU
This is a messenger RNA of Pipra filicauda (Wire-tailed manakin), 5107 nucleotides long. It is a transcript of the gene ASB11, whose product is annotated as ankyrin repeat and SOCS box containing 11. The transcript is spliced from 7 exons. The record is from RefSeq and is a predicted model, not a curated record. Gene Ontology annotation, molecular function: protein binding. The coding region runs from base 34 to 1074 and encodes 346 amino acids. Lineage: Eukaryota; Metazoa; Chordata; Aves; Passeriformes; Pipridae. Gene Ontology annotation, biological process: protein ubiquitination; positive regulation of protein catabolic process; intracellular signal transduction.